AUGGAUUCAUUGAGUUUUGGUGGAAAUAACUCUAGAAUAAAUUGUCCGUCCUGUAUAAAAAAUAAUUAUAGUAAAAAUGACAAAUUACAUGACCAUGAGUGCACUUAUAAAAUAUAUAGUGUGCAAUCAACUCAACUUCGACGUCUGAAGAAAGAUACUCCGAGAGAAAAAAAAGACGCGAAGUAUUACGAAAAGAGAAAAAGGAACAACAUGGCAGCUAAAAAGUCCAGAGAGGCCAAACGUAGAAGAGACAAUGAAAUGGCAUUGAAAUUAUUUAUUUUAGAAAAAGAAAAUAUGUUGUUAAAGUUCCGAUUAAGCACAGUAACUGAAGAACUUGAAAUUAUAAAGAGAACAUUAGUUUUUUACAAUACAAAUCAAGUUAUUUGGACAAAUAAUGUCUUACCACCUUUUCAAAACAAAUAA
Rhopalosiphum maidis (corn leaf aphid) is the source of this 423-nucleotide messenger RNA. Its product is annotated as cell death specification protein 2-like. The record is from RefSeq and is a predicted model, not a curated record. Gene Ontology annotation, biological process: circadian rhythm; regulation of DNA-templated transcription. The transcript is spliced from 3 exons. Gene Ontology annotation, cellular component: nucleus. Lineage: Eukaryota; Metazoa; Arthropoda; Insecta; Hemiptera; Aphididae. Gene Ontology annotation, molecular function: DNA binding; DNA-binding transcription factor activity. The coding region runs from base 1 to 423 and encodes 140 amino acids.